AUGUUUGCUGGAAACGGAACACCCGGUCUUCUUCCGAGUGUUGUUUCUCCUCUUCUGACCCCUCAAUUCGUUCCUAAGGGAUCUAUCAGUUUUCCGGCUUAUACUUGCAUUACACCAAAUACUACCAAGUCCCAGCAAAUUAGAAUACUAAGUUACGAAUCACCGAUGCUGUCUUGCACUACGUACAGAGAGGGAUGUGCCAGUGACUUGGAUUCAAACAAGUUGGACCUAAACAAAUUGGACUUGAAUUAUUCUGUCAAUGGAGGAGUUUCUUCAUUUGGAAUCAAGUACAACAACAACAGCAGCAACAGCAACAGGAACUCCGAUGGCUUAACUACUACAAAUACCUCAUCCAUUUCUAACGUUUCCAAUAUUUUGGAUAGCUGUGCUUCAGAGAAUUAUAAGAAAUGGUUGUCCAGCCACUAA
Messenger RNA from Brettanomyces nanus, 426 nucleotides. RefSeq lists its product as uncharacterized. The record is from RefSeq and is a predicted model, not a curated record. The transcript has 2 exons. Bases 1 to 426 code for a protein of 141 amino acids. NCBI's taxonomy places the organism in Eukaryota, Fungi, Ascomycota, Pichiomycetes, Pichiales, Pichiaceae.